AUGUCCCCGACCGAAACCUUCCUCGAGUACAGUACACGGGCGCGCACAUUGCAAAGUCUUUUCAACUUCGAUGCCGCGGAGACUGCAAAACUCGGGGACCUCCAAUUGGCCCAGUUCUUGGUAUACGGGUUGACGGAUGCCCUACAGGAUCGAAUCAACGAACGCCAGCUUCUCGAGACGUCCCCCUUUACCUACGGUCCAUUCGAGAAGCAGGCCAAUGCGUCCUUCCUCGCACUGCAACGCCCCGCCGAAACACCCGCUUUGCUCCGCCCAACGUCGAGUACGACACCGAAUCUAUCCCGCGACGAAUUCAUCUGGAGGGUACAUUCCUUCCUCGACUCACGGGGCCUUUGCCACUUCUGCAAGAAACACUGCGGCAGUGUGAACGGUGCUUGCCCGGGACCGCUAAAUAGGGCCCAUGUCGACAUUCCAGCUAACUAUCAAGCCCCAGCGAAACCGGUCGACUACUCAGCCCCGCGCGCUUGGAGUAGCCCAUCCGGCCCAUUGUCCACCCCAGGAAAACCCACUCAACCUCCCGCGGGUCGACCUUCAGCCCGUGCCGCAAGCGUCGCAGGUGUUACAGACGUCACGCCCCUCGAAGCCCAAGUCUCGGCACUACAACUAGACGCAGCGAUACGAGAGGACGGCCGUUGGGAUACUUACUUCAACGAUGAAGGUUACUACCCUAGUAUGGAACCGGCCGCUGUGGCGGCACUUGAAGAUCUUGACAGACAACUACUCGCGAACGAGAUUGAGAAGGCCGAACAGGCCGACCUAGCGGAUGCUAUUGCCGGUCAUCUGGGACAUGCCUGA
This is a messenger RNA of Puccinia graminis f. sp. tritici CRL 75-36-700-3, 813 nucleotides long. RefSeq lists its product as uncharacterized. Lineage: Eukaryota; Fungi; Basidiomycota; Pucciniomycetes; Pucciniales; Pucciniaceae. The record is from RefSeq and is a predicted model, not a curated record. The transcript has a single exon. The coding region runs from base 1 to 813 and encodes 270 amino acids.